CGCAAAAUAACAAUAUUUAUCCAAGGUGACGUACAGUGGUUCCUUCCUUUCCAUGCAUCGUACAUUGACGGUUUACGGCUGGCUGCUGUGCUUUUGGCAGCCAGAUCUUCGGUGCAGCGCGUGCACCAGGCAAACGACCGCGGUUGCGAACUCUGACCAUUGGCGGAUUCCUACAUCCUUUACAGGUACAUCACAAUAGGUAAUGCAUUUCACAUGAUUGAGCGCGCAUUGGAGAAUAUGGAAGACAACAUGGUCACGCUGCCGUUUCCACCGACUGCGACAACGUCGGCGUCACCGUCAGCCAGCGUGGUACGACCGCGUCGGGGGGAAACUGUGACAUUCAGAUGUCCCCUUCCCGUGGGCGGGCACUCCGCCCGCAUCAGCUGGACCGUCCAAGGCCGCACCGUCUUCGAACGCGGCCAGCCCUUGGCGCCCCAUCCGCACUACGAGUUCGCGCAGUUGGACGACGGGACCGCGGUGCUCCGUAUCCGUAACGUUUCCCUACAGUUCUGCGGUGAGGUCAUCUGCCUCUUGGAUGCGGCGGCCAGGACGACCGUGCUGCGGCGCUUCACCCUGAUUCCCCGCGCCACACGGGUCGCUGAGGUCUUCGCGGAAAGUCUGCCGCGAAACCAGGAGGCGGUCACCGGGGCACCUUCAACAUAAGUUGCCGGGUGAGGCUGCCACUGGCUCCGGAGGUCGCGGAGAACGUGCGGCACCAUUACAUGUGGCGGCACCAGGGUCAGCUGCUGAAUGCGCCGGCUGAAGAGCCCUACACUUCGCAUCUGCCGACGUGGUGGACGGGAAAUGCGACGGACCCGCCCCGUACCGUGGGCGGCGCUGUGGUACGCGACAUCUCAAACCGGCCCAUUGCCAACGUACCGCGCAAUUCGUCCUACGCGGCGCGUCUAUUCCCUACCUCCGCUAGCGACUCAGGCAUCACGGACAACACGCGGGACGGCGUCUUUUCAUUCCACUUGAAUUCCACCUACGUUGACCAGAGCGAUAUCGGCUGGGUGGAGUGCUGGUUCCGGCCGCAUCGACACCUCCACGAAUGGAUCGUCCAGUCGACCUAUUUGAAUGUCGAUCCAUAGCUCAGGCUGCUCUGGUGGCGGCCAAUAAUGGAGCCAAUGGCCAACACGCGAUAUGACUACGCAGUAUAAUAUAGAGUAAUUACGACAACAACUAUCUAUAGUAAAAAUUUGUAUAUAUCUACAUUACAACUAUUGGAUAAAUUAAUGGUAAU
Paramacrobiotus metropolitanus is the source of this 1243-nucleotide messenger RNA. RefSeq lists its product as uncharacterized. The record is from RefSeq and is a predicted model, not a curated record. Lineage: Eukaryota; Metazoa; Tardigrada; Eutardigrada; Parachela; Macrobiotidae. The transcript has 2 exons. Bases 214 to 663 code for a protein of 149 amino acids.